AUUAUUUAAACUAAGGUAAGUCUGCUAAUAAAAUCAAACGUUUAAGCGUGUUACGUUCAGAUUAUCAUCAGUAUUUUUAAUAUGAAAAGUUUUAACGAAUUUUCCGUUGUAGUGAUAAUAGGGUUUAUGAUAUUGCAGGUUGCAUUUAGUGGGAAUGCUGAUAGACCAUCCAACAAUGACAUACCUGCUAAAGAGUCUACACAGAGUGAAAUGAAUUCGUAUGGAAGUGGAACACAUCAUCAUGAUCGUGACGAUAUUUCUGAAAUUUGGGAAGCGACAUUAGAAGACAAAGAUGUGUGGGGUCUCUUGACACUUGUAUUGAACUCUGUGAAAAAUGUUGCUACCAAUGAAGUGGGAUCCGACACUAUGCGUUCAUUGAAUAAUUUCUACAAAGAAGUCAGAACAAAUAAAGAAAGUAACGAAGUAUUUAAAAUGUUCGGCCAAGUAGUUUUAACAUUCUUAAAAAUUGCUGAAGCUAGCUCUGGACUAGAUGGCAAGACAAAGGAAUUGAUAAGUCGCUUUCGUAAUGAUGAAAAUAAGAGACUUCAUUUGGAAAAAAUUCUUUCACGAACCAUUAAUUUGUUAUCAAAUGAUGUCACUCGUAAAAACUUAGAAGUAAUGGCCAAGGAAGGUACAAACUUACUUAACCCAAGUUCAAACGAUAAAAAAAUAAGUAAUAUGCAUUCAGGAAUAUCUAAGCAGUUUUCAAGAGGAACCAAAUUCAUAUAAUUAUUUAAUAGUUAGUAAAUAAUUUAUAUUUUUUACUAAAAAAAAAGUAAUAAAAGUUCAUAAUUAUGUUUGUAAUGCUAUACCCAAUAUUUACAGAGAAAACGAAUAAAAACUACUGCAAUUGUUUACA
This is a messenger RNA of Adelges cooleyi (spruce gall adelgid), 859 nucleotides long. RefSeq lists its product as uncharacterized. The coding region runs from base 82 to 729 and encodes 215 amino acids. NCBI's taxonomy places the organism in Eukaryota, Metazoa, Arthropoda, Insecta, Hemiptera, Adelgidae. The transcript has 2 exons. The record is from RefSeq and is a predicted model, not a curated record.